Molecule: messenger RNA, 696 nt
Organism: Plenodomus lingam JN3
Lineage: Eukaryota; Fungi; Ascomycota; Dothideomycetes; Pleosporales; Leptosphaeriaceae
Source: RefSeq, a predicted model, not a curated record
AUGACGUCGCGGGAUGUGCUUUUUGUGAUUGGCGUUAGAUACGCGAAAACACCUCACGAAGUAGUGUUCAUCCUAGAUCAGGAUUUAAAAGAUGCAUUUGCUUCGUAUACAAUUGCCUUUUGCAAGUUUCCAACCAAUUCGAAAACGACAUUGUGUGAACGUCUCUGGGUCAUGCCUUCCCUCAAUGCAACUGUCUUCCAUGCCUACGCUUACGGCACAGCAUUCUGGUAUGGCCUUCGAGGGUUGUGCCGCGUAUACGACCCAGCCAUGGUCGCAGACUGGUUCCGUCCUCCCUCCCAACUAAACCUUAUGCCCAACGACCUCGAACUCUACAACAUCCGCAAUGAUGGCUGGUGUCUGGUCACUCUGGCCCUGAUACUCAUUUCUCUCACCAACGCUGUACCGUUCGCUUCUCCUAGCUCCACAAAUUCGGCCACCGCAACCGCAACUGCGAAUAGCUCACCAAGUAGCGUAAUCUACGCCAAAGCGGUAGUUGCGGCGACGAUUUUCCAUCACAUUACUACGGGAAUUGGCGCGUAUCAGCAUUAUAAACUGGAUACGCAUUACAACACGAGCAUGAGUAUUGGGGUGUGGGGCAAUGUGUGGUUGACAUUCACAGGAUUGUUGACUUGGAUGUUGUUGCAGAGUGAGAAGGGGGAGGAGGAUGUGGAGCGUGUUGCGAGGAAGAUUCAAUGA